This is a messenger RNA of Candoia aspera, 9661 nucleotides long. RefSeq names its product plexin A1 (gene PLXNA1). Gene Ontology annotation, cellular component: semaphorin receptor complex; plasma membrane. The transcript has 31 exons. Lineage: Eukaryota; Metazoa; Chordata; Lepidosauria; Squamata; Candoiidae. Gene Ontology annotation, biological process: regulation of cell migration; regulation of GTPase activity; regulation of cell shape. Bases 156 to 5825 code for a protein of 1889 amino acids. The record is from RefSeq and is a predicted model, not a curated record. Gene Ontology annotation, molecular function: semaphorin receptor activity; protein binding.
GUAGGAUGCCAGCAUCCAUAAUGUCCUGAAUCUGGAAACAAGGGAAAAAAGAGAAGUCAGUCCACAGGAAUACCCCCACCCCACCCCAGCUUUUGGUUUGCUUCUUGCUAAUUUUAUAGUUAGAUUAAUGCAUUGCUGGAUGUGACUCUUCCACCAUGUGGCUUCUGAGGCUAAAGCACCAUCUGUCCGUCAAUAUUUGGACCCUGCUGCUUCUGGGUAGUGCUUGGCUGCCAUUGGCAAAAGGCACUCCCAAAACCUCCUCUCCUUUUAUGACUUUCCAGGUCACAGACUGGAGUUUGACACACUUGGUAGUCCAUAACAAAACUGGGGAAGUAUAUGUGGGUGCUGUCAACCGGAUCUAUAAGCUUGCAAACAAUCUGACAGAAAUGCGCACUCACGUGACAGGUCCAGUAGAUGACAAUGAGAAGUGUUACCCACCACCUAGUGUGCAGUCUUGUCCACAUGGGCUAGUCAGUACCAACAAUGUCAAUAAAUUGCUGCUGGUGGAUUACUCUGGGAACCGUCUGAUAGCCUGCGGCAGUGCUUCGCAAGGUAUCUGCCAGUUCCUGCGCUUGGAUGAUCUCUUCAAGUUGGGUGAGCCGCACCACCGCAAGGAACACUACCUCUCUAGUGUCAAUGAGUCAGGAACAAUGUCCGGUGUCAUAAUUGAAGUGCAGAAUGGACAAAACAAGCUCUUCAUUGGAACUCCCAUUGAUGGAAAAUCUGAGUAUUUCCCUACUCUGUCCAGCCGUAAACUGAUGGACAGUGAAGAGAACGCAGAGAUGUUUGGCUUUGUUUAUCAAGAUGAAUUUGUUUCCUCUCAGCUCAAGAUACCAUCAGAUACGCUCUCCAAGUUUCCCACAUUUGAUAUCUAUUAUAUCUAUAGUUUCAGUAGCGAGCAGUUUGUCUAUUACCUGACACUGCAGCUGGACACCCAGCUUACCUCACCCGACUCUACAGGAGAGCAGUUUUUCACCUCAAAAGUUGUCCGGCUAUGUGUGGAUGACCCCAAGUUUUAUUCAUAUGUAGAAUUUCCCAUUGGUUGUGUUCGAGAUGGCAUUGAAUACCGCUUGAUUCAGGACGCUUACCUCAGUAAACCUGGAAAGGCCUUAGGCAAGCAACUGGGCAUCUCAGAACAGGAGGACAUUCUCUUCACUAUCUUCUCUCAGGGCCAGAAGAACAGAGUCAAGCCACCAAAGGAAUCUGUUCUCUGCCUUUUCACAUUGAAAAAAAUCAAAGACAAGAUCAAGGAGCGCAUCCAAUCUUGCUACCGUGGAGAAGGGAAGCUUUCUCUGCCCUGGCUUUUAAAUAAGGAAUUAGGUUGCAUAAAUUCACCCUUGCAAAUAGAUGACAAUUUCUGCGGGCAGGAUUUUAACCAACCAUUGGGUGGAACUGUCACCAUUGAAGGUGUGCCGCUCUUUGUGGACAAGGAAGAUGGCAUGACAUCAGUGGCUGCUUAUGACUACCACGGACACACAGUUGUUUUUGCUGGUACACGAAGUGGCAGGAUAAAAAAGAUCUUGGUUGAUCCUGCUAGUCCCAUUGGACAUUCAGCCUUGCAAUAUGAGAAUGUGGUGGCCCAUGAUGGGAGCUCAAUUUUGCGGGAUUUAGUGCUCAGCCCUGAUCUGCAAUACCUUUAUGCCAUGAGUGAGAAACAGGUGACUCGUGUGCCAGUGGAAAGCUGUGAGCAAUAUACAACAUGCGCACUGUGCCUGGGUUCCAGGGAUCCUCACUGUGGUUGGUGUGUCCUACAUAAUAUCUGCUCUCGGAAGGACCACUGUGAUCGAGCCGAUGAACAUCAGCGUUUUGCCUCAGAUCUGCGCCAGUGUGUUCAACUUACUGUUCAGCCUAGGAAUAUAUCAGUCACCAUGUCAGAGGUCCUGCUGGUUUUGCACGCCUGGAAUGUUCCUGAUCUCUUGGCUGGUGUGAACUGCUCCUUUGAAGAUUUCACAGAAUCUGAAAGCCGUAUUGAAGAUGGCAGAAUCUACUGUAGUUCUCCGUCUACAAAAGAUGUCAUACCUAUUACCAGAGGGCAAGGUGAUAAGCGAGUGGUAAAGCUCUAUCUCAAGUCCAAAGAGACAGGAAAGAAAUUUGCAUCUGUGGAUUUUGUAUUUUACAACUGUAGUGUUCACCAAUCCUGCCUGUCCUGUGUGAAUGGAUCCUUCCCUUGCCACUGGUGUAAAUAUCGUCACAUUUGUACUCACAAUGCAGCAGAUUGUUCCUUCCUAGAAGGCCGUGUCAACAUGUCUGAGGACUGCCCACAGAUCCUUCCAACCACCCAGAUCUAUAUCCCUGUUGGUGUGGUGAAGCCUAUCACUUUAACAGCCAAAAACCUGCCACAGCCGCAGUCCGGACAGCGCAAUUACGAGUGCAUCUUCCAUAUCCCUGGGAACCCUUCCCGUGUCACUGCCCUGCGUUUUAACAGCACCAGCAUCCAGUGUCAGAAUACCUCGUAUUUCUAUGAAGGGAAUGACAUCAGUGACCUCCCAGUGAACCUUUCUGUCGUGUGGAAUGGAAACUUCAUAAUUGACAAUCCACAAAACAUCCAAGCUCACUUGUACAAGUGCUCAGCUCUGCGAGAAAGCUGUGGGCUGUGCCUCAAGGCAGAUCCACGCUUUGAGUGUGGCUGGUGUGUGUCAGAAAAACGGUGUUCCCUCCGACAACACUGCCCAGCAUCGGAAAGCAGCUGGAUGCAUGCGAGCAAUGGCAAUAGCCGUUGUGCAGAUCCCAAAAUCAUUAAGUUGUUUCCUGAAACAGGCCCCCGACAAGGUGGUACUCGGUUAACCAUCAUUGGUGAGAACUUGGGUCUGAAGUUUGAAGAUGUACGCAUGGGUGUGCGGGUUGGCAAAGUGAUAUGCAUACCCAUUGAAAGUGAAUAUAUCAGUGCUGAGCAGAUUGUCUGUGAGAUUGGAGAAGCCAGCCCCAGCAAAACUCAAGAUGCUCCUGUAGAAGUGUGUGUCAGAGACUGUUCCCCCAGCUACAAGGCUAUAGCUCCAAAAAGCUUCACCUUUGUGGUUCCUACUUUCUCACAAGUCAUCCCAGCUCGUGGCCCUCUUUCUGGGGGCACCUGGAUUAGCAUCAGAGGAAGGCAUCUCAAUGCAGGAAGUAACAUCACAGUGACCAUUGGGGGGCAACCAUGUGCUUUUGCAGGGAGAAAUGCUGGUGAGAUCCAAUGUAGGACACCACCUGGUCAGAUCCCAGGAAGUUCAGCCAUCCUCAUUCAUAUAAAUCGGGCUGUACUUAGCAGUUCUGAUGUUACAUAUUAUUAUACUGAGGAUCCCACCAUUCAAAAGAUAGACCCUGAAUGGAGCAUCAGAAGUGGUGGGACAUUGUUGACUGUGACAGGCACCAACCUGGCCACUAUCAAAGAACCCAGAAUCCGAGCCAAAUAUGGCAGUGCUGAGAAGGAGAAUAACUGUACAGUCUACAAUGAUACCACCAUGGUAUGUUAUGCUCCUUCCAUUGAUAACCCAAUCAAGAGCCCUUCAGAGCUUGGUGAUCGACCAGAUGAGAUUGGUUUUAUCAUGGACAAUGUCCAGGCCUUGUUGAUCAUCAACAGGACUAACUUCGUCUAUUACCCAGAUCCUGUGUUUGAAUCUUUGCCAUCUGGUAUGCUGGAGCUCAAGCCAAGUUCUCCUCUUAUCCUCAAGGGCCGCAACCUGCUCCCACCUGCAUCUGGUAAUUCCCGGUUAAACUACACUGUGCUUAUUGGAGACACCCCCUGCACUCUUACUGUUUCUGAGACCCAACUGCUCUGCGAGUCACCAAAUCUCACAGGACAACAUAAAGUGACGAUUAAGGCUGGGGGGUUUGGGUUCUCUCCAGGGACACUCCUGAUAUAUUCUGACAACUUGCUGACCUUGCCGGCCAUUAUUGGCAUUGGUGGAGGAGGAGGUCUCCUCUUGCUCAUCAUCAUAAUUGUCCUUAUUGCAUACAAACGAAAGUCUCGAGAUGCUGACCGCACACUCAAACGUCUCCAGCUGCAAAUGGACAACUUGGAAUCGCGCGUGGCCUUGGAAUGCAAGGAAGCUUUUGCUGAGCUGCAGACUGAUAUCCAUGAGCUGACCAAUGACUUGGAUGGGGCUGGCAUCCCCUUUUUGGAUUAUUGCACCUAUGCCAUGAGAGUCCUCUUUCCAGGAAUAGAAGACCAUCCUGUACUGAAAGAAAUGGAGGUCCAAGCCAAUGUGGAGAAGUCUUUGACUCUCUUCGGGCAGCUGUUGAACAAAAAGCACUUCCUGUUAACCUUUAUUCGGACCUUGGAGGCACAACGCAGCUUCUCCAUGCGCGACCGGGGUAAUGUGGCCUCUUUAAUCAUGACAGCCCUACAGGGUGAGAUGGAAUAUGCCACUGGAGUGCUCAAACAGCUUCUCUCAGAUCUGAUUGAAAAAAACUUGGAGAGCAAGAACCAUCCCAAAUUGCUCUUGAGGAGGACUGAGUCAGUGGCUGAAAAAAUGCUGACCAACUGGUUCACAUUCCUUCUGUACAAGUUCCUAAAGGAAUGUGCAGGUGAACCUCUGUUCAUGCUGUAUUGUGCCAUCAAACAGCAGAUGGAAAAGGGGCCUAUAGAUGCCAUCACUGGAGAAGCCCGCUACUCCCUGAGUGAAGACAAGCUCAUCCGGCAACAAAUUGACUACAAAAUGUUGACACUGAACUGUGUGAACCCUGAAAAUGAAAAUGCUCCUGAAAUCCCAGUCAAGGUCUUGAAUUGUGAUACCAUCACACAAGUGAAGGAAAAGCUGUUGGAUGCUGUGUACAAAGGAGUACCCUAUUCCCAAAGACCCAAAGCAGGAGACAUGGAUUUGGAGUGGCGGCAGGGCAGGAUGGCUCGGAUAAUUCUUCAAGAUGAAGAUGUCACAACAAAGAUCGACAAUGAUUGGAAAAGGCUCAACACUCUAGCUCAUUACCAGGUAACGGAUGGUUCGUCUGUGGCCCUGGUGCCCAAGCAGAACUCUGCCUACAACAUUUCUAACUCCUCCACUUUCACGAAAUCACUCAGCAGAUACGAGAGUAUGCUCCGGACAGCUAGCAGCCCUGACAGUCUCCGUUCCCGGACCCCCAUGAUCACACCUGACCUGGAGAGUGGCACCAAGCUAUGGCAUCUGGUGAAGAAUCAUGAUCACAUGGAUCAACGAGAAGGUGAUCGUGGCAGCAAGAUGGUCUCAGAAAUAUAUUUGACUCGCCUGUUAGCUACUAAGGGAACUUUGCAGAAGUUUGUGGAUGACCUUUUUGAGACCAUCUUCAGCACAGCCCACCGAGGGAGUGCCUUGCCUCUGGCCAUCAAGUACAUGUUUGACUUCCUGGAUGAACAAGCUGAUAAGCACCAGAUCAAUGACUAUGAUGUCAGGCACACUUGGAAGAGUAACUGUCUACCUCUGCGUUUUUGGGUGAAUGUGAUUAAGAACCCGCAAUUUGUGUUUGACAUUCACAAGAACAGUAUUACUGAUGCCUGCCUGUCAGUGGUGGCUCAGACAUUCAUGGACUCCUGCUCAACUUCUGAGCACAAGCUAGGGAAAGACUCUCCCUCCAAUAAACUACUGUAUGCCAAGGACAUCCCUAACUACAAGAGCUGGGUAGAAAGAUAUUAUGCAGAUAUAGCUAAAAUGCCAGCAAUCAGCGAUCAAGACAUGAGCGCCUAUUUGGCAGAGCAGUCACGGUUACACUUGAGCCAGUUCAACAGCAUGAGUGCCCUGCAUGAGAUCUACUCAUACAUUACCAAGUACAAGGAUGAGAUUUUAGCUGCUUUAGAGAAGGAUGAACAGGCCCGAAGACAACGGCUGCGAAGUAAGUUGGAGCAGGCAAUUGACACAAUGGCCCUAAGUAGCUGAAAAGGCCGAGUUGCUGUUGCAGACUUCCUAGCAGUGGAUGCUAAAAGAGAGGGGGCAAGCAAGUUGCAGCAACAAGAAAACACACAAGAUAUAUCGGGGCCCAGCACAAAACAGUGCACAGAGUCUGCUGCAUCUUUGAACCAUUUGCACCAAUUGAACAGAAGAAAAACAAACAAACCCUUAAAUCAUUAUUAUCAAAACAAGUUGAACCAAUCUAAGGACCUUUUGAAAGGAGCGACGUAGCAAAGAACCUGAGAGACCCAGGAGACGCCCAAGAAGAGCCGGGGAGGGGGGGGAAUUCCAGCCGAACUGCUACUGUCCCUUCCCCACCAAGGCCUGCCCCAAAUCUGGCAAGGGAAGGUUGGGGCGUGCACUGACUUCUAGGGCAAUGUUUUUACAUUAUGUUUUUCUUAUAGCAGGCGGGUGGGCAGUCUUACCAUUUUUUCCCUUCUGUAUUUGCUUCCUUUCCCGCCUUGACUGGACAACUCAACUCUUGAAUCUACUCUUCCUUUCUUUCUCCCUGGCCUUCUGCCUCUAGUGUUAACUGCUAUAUUUGCACAAUUUCCACAAGCUAAUGUUUUUCUUUUAAGGAUUGAAAGUAUAUGGAGGGGAGGGAGGAUACAAAUCUGCAAGAAAACUUUGCAGGAUAUUUUUUUUCCAACAGAUAUUUGUGUGGGAGAGAAAUGAGGGUGAGUAGAACCUAGAGAAGCAGUCCCAGGCAUCCUUUAUUCUUUCCACAAUUUGUCCUGUGCCAUUUUAAAAAUGUUAUUUAGCACAGGCCAAAUAAAUGCUCUAAUUUUGAAUGCUGCUUAAGAGUGUGCUGGAGACUUAGAAACAGGAAGGCAAAAAAAAAAACUAAAACAAAAAAGAGGAUAGGCAUCUAUGAAAACAACCUCGCCUGAAGGGAGAUUUUUCUCAUCUAUAAGAAGCAAUUCACUUUCCCAAAGUAUGCUUGCACUGGCUUUUUAUAGAAGUCAGGAUCAGCUUUUGUAAGCGGAGUUUAACAAUUCUCUCUAAGUUGACCGUACCCAGUUCUCAUUGCAGACACACACACAGACACAGACCUCUCCGUGUGUAAGCUUUCAAUUAAGAGGACAAAGGGAUAUUUUCAAAGAAGCAGUUUUCCACAUACAAGUGUUGUACAGCCACAGCGAAAGGAGCUACCUAUGCUAAUCCACUUUCUCAGUACAGAGGAAAAUGUUCUUGGUGCCAGGUUUAGCAACACCAGAAUCAUGCAGGUUUAGAGAAUAGCUACUUUUGUCUGUUGAAAUUUCAUGGCUCCACCACAUUCUGGUGGCACUCCGAAUGGCAAUGUAAGGCCUGGUCAGAUUAUCAGAAGGGCAGUCUUUAUCCAAAAAAGUAGAAAAGUGACUGAGUGUUCCAACAUGCAACUGCAGUUUUGCCCAGAUAAAUGUGGUGUGUAAGUUCCAGCAUUGUUUUUAUGUUGGGUAUGUGUGCGUGUGAGUGUGCAUGCUCAUGGACAUACAACUCUUUCAAAUGUUGAUUGAUAGCACCCUCCUAUCUUCAGCAGACUAUCUCCAAAAACAUAAACAAGGCUUAAACUUUAAAGCAAGAAGUAAUGGCCAGGCAACCAAAGCUGAGUCUAACCAAGUCCUCUUUGUGUGCAACAAAAUAUUCCGCGAGAAUCGGAAAUGAUAGUAGCUGAUCGAUGGAUUGGCCCAUGAGAGGGAAAGAGAGAGGUGUGGCUCUUAACUGCGCGGAAGCACAACCAUUCAGGUUCUUUUCUGAAUGCUGAUGUCGAUGGUCAGUUACGGUCUCUCAGGAAAGUGUUUGGAUGGUUGCUUCCUUGCUAGAAACUUUAAAUGAUCUGUGACCAACACAGUAUUCUCUCUCCAGCUUAUUAUGACUUGCUUUGGUUACCUUAUCUCCCUGUUUCUUUAGGCAGCAGGUAAAUAAUAAUCUUCAUAGGAACAGCAUGGGAUUGUCCACUUGCAUUUAAUGCAGGUGCGGAGGCUAGCAGAAAAGUACCAGAGAGGUCACUGCCUCCCCUUCCCCCCCCCACAAAAAAAACCCUGAAACCUGCUUUCUGUUUUCUCCUAUUUCCUCCAACCCAAAGAUUCCUUUCCACUCUGCUUCUGAUCAUUAGCUGGCUCUGGAGUUCUUGGUUAGCAGACUAUCACCAACAUUGGUGCCAACAUUGCAAAAGAGUGGAAAGGCUGCAAAACAAACAAAAAACCCCCAGAACUGAGACUCUUAGUUACUUGCAUGUUCUCUAGGCUGAAUCAGACAUCUCCCGUAUGAUUAGACAAGGGUUCCUUUAUUGCUGCCAUGGAGAUUUCCAAGGUAUCUUGUAAUGUUUUGGAACGAAACGUGUGUUCCUUCGUUUUAUCUUGGCACAGCUGAAUUAGAAGGUAUCCUCAGUUAAAAGCAAAGCCUUUAUAUGUGAACUCUGUACCAUUGGAAAGGAGACUUUUGCUUAUUAAAUUGUGUUCAGUGGCAGAUGCUGAGCAUCACUACAUCCCUGCAAAAGAAGUUGCCACUGUUCUUAUUUUACAAGCAUAGAAAUGAAGCUCAGUGAAAGGGAAAUUUUCCAGCUGAGCUAGGACUUGGUUCUUGCUUUAUGGCCACAGUAAACCUGCUGGCCUUCCUGAAUUCUGUCUGAAUGUAUGCUGGCCAUGUAAUCAUGUACCAAAGGGCAAUUUAUACAUUUGCUAAAAUGAAUUUAUAAAACACAUUUCUAGCCAACCAAGUGAGUCAGUUCUGACAAUUCUGAUACGCCUAGUAUUUUUUUUCAGUCCCAUACGGUACUAACAGAAUCACUAUUCCAUAUUCCACCUUUCUUACUAAAUGUGAGAGAGACAUGCCCUUUCGAGGGUUUCACUGGGAUUCUUCCUGGAUUUUAUUUCCUUUUUCUCCUCUCUUCUUUCAUUUAUUUCUUCGUCAUUCCAUCAAAUAUUCUACUCUUUGCAUUAAGACGUUCAAUUCUGUAUGUAAUGCUUUUUACUAUUAUUUUAAGUUUACCAGUAUGUUGAAGUCACUGCCCUAUUUCAACUCAGGUGACCAAAUCCACCGAAUUUUCAGCCUUCACCCAUCUGCCUACCUAGUAUCAAUAAAUUAAGCUGUUCUCUCAGCCUACAUAGUGUUGAAAGAGAAGGUAUUGUAAAACAUACCAGGCCUGAUCCUAUCUAUUCCCUUAGGAAGCAAAUAAGGGGAAGAGUGAGAUGUGAUAUUUGUGUGUGUGUGUGUGUGUGUGUGUGUGUGUGUACACACAAAAUGUUGUUACAAUCUAAUUCUUACACCUCAGUGGGGCACUGUGUAAUUAACUGGAGGAGUUGAGACAAUAUCAAAUGCGGUUUUUACACUAACAGUGGAAAAUACCAAAUGGAAAAACAUAUUAACAUUCCUCACCAAUAGAACAAUCCUUUGAAUAUACAUCUCAAAUUACUUUGUAAUUUUUAUUUUUAAUUAUUUCUUUAAUUAAAGAGGAGGAAGAAGAGAAGACAAUAAAAUAAAACGAACAAAAAAAUCUGUGGAGUCCUGAGAUAAUUCUGGAUCCAUAAGACCUGUGGGCUGUUGCAUGACUGUGAUAGAAUUUAGUCUGAGUUAAUCUUUUUUCAAAAGAAAAAAAAAUGCAAGUGUUGAAUAUUAGAGAUUUGGUUAGACUUUUUUAUUUUUUGAAAUUUUGGACUUAAUUUGUCACUUCUUGUACAAGAAACAAAGAAUUAAUGUAAAUUGUUUAUUUCUGGAAAAUGGUACUCAUAUAAGUCUUAAAGGACAGCUAAAUGUUGCUGCACAUGAAGGAUACCAUAAUGUUUUAUAGGUUCACCUCUCCAGACUUUGAAGUGUACUUGGGACUAUAAACAUUACAUGAUUUA